Molecule: messenger RNA, 3883 nt
Organism: Papilio machaon (common yellow swallowtail)
Lineage: Eukaryota; Metazoa; Arthropoda; Insecta; Lepidoptera; Papilionidae
Gene: siz
Product: IQ motif and SEC7 domain-containing protein 2
Exons: 22
Coding region: 1-3348 (1115 amino acids)
Biological process (GO): regulation of ARF protein signal transduction; actin cytoskeleton organization
Molecular function (GO): guanyl-nucleotide exchange factor activity
Source: RefSeq, a predicted model, not a curated record
AUGGCGACUAUGGAUUUGACCAAUGAAGUGGUCCGGUUGCGGGCGGAGCUGGAGAAGGUGUCAGCGGAAAGGGACAUGCUGCUAUGCGAGGUUUCCAACUUGCGACGGGAGCUUGAGCUUAGCGAGCUGAAGCAACUGCAAGAUGACGGAUUCGGGCUAGGAUAUUUUGUCAAAGUGGCGAAGUCUGAGUCCCGGGUGGUGCUAGUGGGCGAAGGGGAGGAGGGGGAUGGGUGCUGCUGCACUGGUAUGAGGAUCGGGGACCUUGGCGGUGCGCUGUUAGAGGCUGCCAAACUGACAAGGUUCUGGUUCUGCCAGAAGCCAGGAUACGGCUUCUCGCAGAAGGUGGACGAGGAGGAGUCCGGUAGUGGCGUAACGCUGCACCCCCCGGACGGUUUUUACUCGCACCAGCACUCUAUACACAGCGGGCACCAUGGCCACAACGCGGAGCCCGACCGGGGCUACAUGGAGGGCAAUAGAUACGUCACCGCUGUACACCGACCGCUGCAGGGUUUAAACCACUCGAACUCGUCAUGCUCGUCGGCAUCGAACGCGUCUACCGGCGCCGGGCUGUGCGCGUCCGCCGCCGAGCCCGCACCGCCGCUCUACAUCGCCGCGCCGCCAGAGGGCUUCGGCCUCGCCGUGCACAACAACAGGCGUGGCACAGACGUUGGGAUCAUUGGAUCAACGGGGAUAACCCCGAAAGACCCGAGUUUGCCCCCAAAAAGGGGUAAAUUGACUAGAGGUCGUUAUGAGAUGUCUCAAGACCUCCUGGAUAAACAAGUAGAGAUCCUGGAGAGGAGAUACGGAGGUCUGCGUGCACGGCGCGCAGCGGUUACAAUACAGCGCGCGUUCAGACGAAGACAACUUCUAAAGAAAUUCAGUGCUAUUACUGCGAUGGCAAAAGCUGCCGACUCUAAUGCGAGACGGCUGCAGGAUGGCAGCGAUCACGGACAACUUGUUAAUGGUAACGAUAUAUACGCAAACACGUUGUUACAAAAGAGUCCUGCGGGUACGGAGAAGAUGAUGGGUCUGACGAGGCCGAUGCGCUCCAUGUCACUGCGCGAGCGACACGACGUCGAUAUCAGUAACCACAUGGCGUGCGAGGCACAGAACGAAGCUAUGGUGGAGGCGAUGGUGGCGCGCGUGCAGCACUCCGCGCAUCAGAUACAUAUGAUAGCCAGCGAGUUGCCGCCGCAUCACCGCAAUGACACAGAUAGCGGGGUGUGCAGCUGUUCAGUGAGCGGAUCUGUCACUAAUAUAUCAAGCUCGUCCUCGCACAAUGAAUCUCUGCACAAUCAUCAGUUACUCAAUAACUCAGGUCCGAUAUACGGCAACCUGCUGUCAUCAGGUGGCAAGCCGCUGUCUUCACCCAGCGCACGCCAGCAGCAGCAGCUGGCGGCGAUGCAGGCGGCCGCGCGACGUCUGCCACCAGAAGUACCCAAGAGGACCAGCAGUAUUACACUCAAUGCGGAGAGCCCGGUGUCCCUGCGGCGUGCGGAAUGCGUCGCGGGAGUGCGCGGGGGCUCCAUGUCCUCAGUGCAGUCCUCCUCAUCCUCCUCCUCACUGGAGCAUCGUCACCACUACCACCAGCCAUACCAGCCUAGAGCACCGGAGACGCACGUGCACAUGCCGGAGCAGCAGUUCCAGCAGCACCAGCGCACCGCGUCUGGCUCUCUGUACGAGGGCGAGCGGUACGCGGUGUGGAAGCGGCAGGAAGCCCCGCCGUACUACGAGGCCCCGCCCGCCGCCUGCUGCCGCCCCGCCCACGAGCACCUCGCGCACGCGCACGCGCACGCGCACCAACCUGUCAAGGUCACUGCGGUAUCGGAGACGGUCCGCAAACGUCAGUACCGCGUGGGUCUGAACCUGUUCAACAAGAAGCCGGAGCGUGGUAUCGCGUAUCUCAUCUCUCGCGGCUUCCUGGAGAACUCCCCGCGAGGUGUCGCGCGCUUCCUCAUCACCAGGAAGGGUCUCAGCAAACAGAUGAUCGGAGAAUACCUCGGCAACCUGCAGAAUCCUUUCAAUAUGGCCGUGCUAGAAUGUUUCGUGAACGAGCUGGAUCUGUCAGGAAUGGCUGUGGACGUGGCGCUGCGCCGCUACCAGGCACACUUCCGGCUGCCGGGAGAGGCGCAGAAGAUUGAACGUCUUGUUGAAGCCUUCGCCCGCAGAUACUGCGUCUGUAACACUGACUUUGUGCAGCGUCUGCGCACACAGGAUACGAUAUUUGUGCUGGCGUUCGCAAUAAUAAUGUUGAACACGGACCUUCACACUCCGAACCUGAAGCCUGAGGCGCGGAUGUCGCUGGACGACUUUGUACGCAAUCUGCGCGGUAUCGACGACUGCGGAGACAUCGACCGCGACAUGCUCGCCGGUAUCUACGACCGUGUUAAAGCCAGCGAGUUCAGACCCGGCAGCGAUCAUGUCACACAGGUUAUGAAAGUGCAGGCGACGAUAGUAGGCAAGAAGCCGCACUUAGCGUUGCCACAUCGCCGCCUCGUCUGCUACUGCCGUCUCUACGAGAUACCAGAUAUACACAAGAAGGAGCGUCCUGGAGUACACCAGCGAGAGGUGUUCCUGUUCAACGACUUGCUGGUCAUCACGAAGAUCUUCAGCAAGAAGAAGUCCUCGGUGACGUACAGCUUCCGCCAAUCUUUCCCACUUUGCGGCAUGCUCGUCAACCUGUUCUCUGUGCCACACUAUCCAUUCGGUAUUCGUCUAUCGCGGCGAGUGGACGGAAGACGGCUGGCGACUUUCAACGCCCGCAAUGAACACGACCGCUGCAAGUUUGCGGAAGAUCUGCGCGAGAGUGUCGCUGAGAUGGAUGAGAUGGAGGCCAUGCGUAUUGAGGGCGAACUCAACCGAGGCAAGGGACGACCCAACACAAACGCUAGGAACGUAAUGGAGAACCGUGAUAGCGGCGUGGCGGACGUGGAGAUCGAUCAUCAGCAAUGUAUGGACCAUGUGCAUGUACACGGUGUGGUGGUGCCACCGCCACCAGCAGGUCCAGCACCGGCCGCACCUUCCCGUCUCUCACAGAACCCACCGCCAACUAACAUCAUCAAGAGGAACGUACUCAGCAACUCACUAGUCGAUAUCAAUGAUCCAGUGGCACUGGCUGCGGAGAGGUUACAACGGCGCGGGUCAGUAGGUUCACUGGACAGCGGUAUGUCGGUCUCCUUCCAGCAGGGCAGUCGCACCGCACUACACGCGACGUCGCCCCGACAUCCCAACGAACAGCGCUCACCAGGUCGUCUCUUCGGUGGCAUAUUCCCAGGACGGCAACGCAAGCUGAGCGCCAGUGGAGUCCCGGACACCAAGGGACAAGUCGGCAAGAGCACCGAGGUCUAGAUGACAUGGAAUAUUUCAGAAUCUCCAAAGUCGAAUGUAUUCCAGAAUAUCGAAAUCGGAAUAUUCCGGAAUCGUGAAAUAUUCCGCAAACUACUUUUGAUGUCUUCAACGAGACGCAUCGUUUUUCUUAAGUGCCAUCUUUAAUCAAUCGAGUUUUAAGUGUAUUUUGUUGCUGACGCUACUACAUGUAUAUGUUUAAAACAUUUUAUACCUUAUUUCAAUGGAAUAAGGUACAUAUUGAACUGACACAUAACUCCAACAGUGGUUAUCACAAGUUAUUUAUAAUUGCAAAGUUAUUUACAAUUACGAAAUAAGCGAUUAAUUUCUUGAGAAUUUUACGAAAAAAAAUAAGUCGAUUUUGCAUCACAAUAAUAUUAAUAAGAUAUUUUUGUGAGGAAUCGAAGAACAAUAAUUUCAAGUACAUUUGAAAUACGUUUCAAGGUUUUGUAAUUUGUUAAAUUUUGCCGACAUAUGGCAAAAAAAUGCACUAAUCCAAUUUCUUUAGCGAAAGUUUCAAAUAGAAUAAUACACGAGC